GAAUAUGGCGUUCAGCGGCGUAUGAUGACAAGAUUCUAUAUUUUGUGUUUAUCAAUAUUAGCUGCUUUCCGGAGAAUUUGUUUGAAUGUCACGGAGUUGAAAUGAGUGAUGUUGUUGAAAGGACACUAACUGCCCUUCCGAAUCUCCUGUCGCUGGAUUCGCAGCCCGGGACAGGGAAACUUCCUGUCACUUCACAAUUAGGAAAUCUUAUCCGGAAUAUUACAGAACUGACAUCUAGACAUGAUGAAGAAAAACUAAUAAAGAAGGAACUAGCUGCAAUUAAAGAACAUGUUUCUUCUCCUAACACGACAUUGAGACAGAUGAAAGAAGUUAUGGUGAGAAUGAUCUAUUGUGAAAUGUUGGGAUAUGAAGCUUCCUUUGGCUAUAUACACGCCAUUAAACUUGCUCAGCAGGGGAGUCUCUUGGAAAAAAGAGUUGGCUAUCUGGCUGUUUCUUUGUUUUUAAAUGAAAGUCAUGAGCUACUACUUCUCCUUGUGAACACAGUAUUAAAGGAUUUGCAAAGUACCAACCUUAUUUAUGUUUGCAUGGCAUUAACUGUUGCCAGUCAGAUUUUUCCAAAAGACAUGAUCCCAGCAGUUCUCCCACUAGUAGAGGACAAGCUCCAGCAUUCAAAAGAAAUAAUCAGAAGGAAGGCAGUUCUUGCACUGUACAAGUUUUACCUGAUUGCUCCUAAUCAGGUCCAGCACAUACAUGACAAGUUUCGAAAAGCACUGUGCGAUAAGGACCCUGAUGUCAUGGCUGCUUCGUUGCACAUUUACGGACAAAUGAUCCAGGAAAACCCAGAAGGCUAUAAAGAUUUGACAGAAAGCUUUGUAACUAUUCUAAAACAAGUUGUAGGAGGAAAACUCCCUGUGGACUUCAAUUACCACAGUGUACCAGCACCAUGGUUACAGAUUCAACUGCUUAGAAUUCUGGCAUUACUAGGGAAAGACGAUCAAAGUACAAGUGAACUCAUGUCUGAUGUUUUGGUUGAAUCUAUAAGAAGAGCAGAAAUUAGUCACAACAUGACGUAUGCUAUAUUAUUUGAGUGUGUGAAGACUGUCUAUACAAUUUACCCCAAAUCAGAUUUACUGGAGAAAGCGGCAAAAUGUAUUGGGAAGUUUAUUUUGUCACCCAAAAUUAACCUUAAGUACCUAGGAUUAAAAGCACUGACCUAUGUAAUCCAGCAGGAUCCUAACCUAGCUCUUCAGCAUCAAAUGACAAUUAUUGAGUGCUUGGAUCAUUCUGACCCAAUUAUCAAGCGAGAGACACUGGAGCUGCUGUAUCGAAUAACCAAUGGCCAGAAUGUGACGGUCAUUGUGGAAAAGAUGCUUGAUUUUCUAAGGCAAAGUAAAGACGAAUACACAACUAUUGACCUGGCUGGAAAAGUUGCAGAGCUAGCUGAGAAGUAUGCCCCAGACAACGAGUGGUUCAUCCAGACCAUGAACACUGUGCUUUCAGUGGGAGGUGACGUGAUGCAACCCGAUAUCCCCAACAACUUCCUGAGGCUACUUGCGGAAGGUUUUGAAAAUGAAGCUGAAGACCAUCAAUUAAGGCUGCAUGCCGUGAACUCCUAUCUUUCACUUCUACAGAAAGACAAUGUUCAUUUUCCCCAGCGUUUUCUACAGGUUAUAAGCUGGGUUCUAGGAGAGUAUUUUUUUCUUAAAGCAGACACCAAGCCAGAAGUGGUGCUUGAUAAACUAGGAAGAUUGCUUGAUCAAAGCUCUGUCACUUCUGAAACUAAAGGCUGGAUCAUGGCUGCAAUCACAAAGAUUUCGUCUCAUACAGUGUGUCCAAACACAGUGGCUGAAAUAGCACAGAAAUACAGCACAUGUCUGGAUACAGUUCUGAGACAACAUGCCUUUGAGCUGAAGCAUCUGAAUGAGGACCGAGAUCUCAUCAGAAGAGUUUUACCACUGGAUGCUAGUUGUGAAGAUAUAGAGGUGGACACUUCACUGUCUUUUCUGGAUGGAUUUGUGGCUGAUGCUUUGGGUCGCGGUGCUGCUCCUUAUAAACCUCACCAUCAAAGACAAGAGGACCUCUCACAGGAGAAAGCCCUGCAUUUUGAGCCCUAUGGACUGUCCUUACCUGUCAGCCUGUCAUCUUGCAUCAUCACUAGGAGACAGUCUCCUACAGGCCUCUCGCUAAGCUCUGGACUGUCGGGGAACAACACAGAAAUGGGGCCAAAAGAAGGAUCAAACAGCCUUAAGCUUGAAGGUGUGAGGAAUGUGUGGGGUACAGAGGGCUACCUGCCUCAGAAGGAAACCACAGCGGAAGGCACCUUGCAGGUCUUAUCCAGUCAUGAGGGACCCAGCACCCAAGAGAGUGCUGUGGAGAAUGCAUCGCUGCAGCCGGACCUGGCAUCUCCAAACAUACCAGAGGAAGACCAGGAAAAGCAGCAGCUGGCAUCAUCACUCUUCGUAGGACUGGGAUCACACAACACCAUCUGCCUGAUGGGAAAGUCUGAAAACACUUCACAAAGGUUCAGAAGGAAAACAAACAAAAUACAAGAAUCUUCAAAUGCCAGUGAGAAAUUCUCAGAUUCCUCUAUUUCUUCCCGGAGUACAGUAGAGAGCCUUAUGGAUAAUAACAUUUUGGAAAACACUAACAGUGAGCAAGAAACAGAACUGAUAACGCUAAAACAGUCAUCAAGCAAAGCUUCUGAAUUUCAGGACUCCACACAACCUGAUGGUUUAUUGUCUGGGGGAGAGCAGGAGAAGCUGGAUAUGCCUUCAGAUCCCUCAGGGCUGGCUCCUUCAUUGUUUACAGGUGGCGACAUGGUAAUCUUACAGCCCUCCUGCGCUGCUGCCAAAAACAAACAACCUCCAGCUACCAGGCCCCCUCCUUCUCUCCCAACAGAACUAUCUCAGCUGGCUUAUUCAGGAGUUCAAGGACUUUGUUCUAAUGAAAGUAUAGCUGUUUCAGCCUGUAAAAUUUACAAAAAUGACUCUGUAGUAUUAGUUGUUUUUAUAACAAAUCAAAGCACCUCAGCCAUUAAAGACAUUAUGGUUAGAUUUGCACCUAAGAAACUGAAGGUUUCUGAAAGCACAAGCCAUGGGUUUCCAUUGCUUGAAGGCCAAAAUACAGCAAACUGUCAGUGCUCUGUCUUGAUGGAGAAGCCCUGUGCAGAAGGAGCACUUGUUGGCAGCGUCGCUUACCAGACAGAAUCUGAGAAAUCAUCAGAACUACAAUUUUCACUCGCCUUUGCAUUGGCAGAUUUUAUCAGGCCCCUGACAAUAUCCACAGAAGAGUAUGGCAAGCUUUGGCUGGCCUUCUCCAACGAUGUGAAGCAGAAUCUCAAGUUAUUGUCAGAUGCAAAGGAUCCUCUUACUGCAACACUGAAUGCUUUGAAGGAAACAUUACAGCUUCAUAUUGUUGACAUUAUAGGCAUGGAAGGUAUAGUAGCAUGUCAGCUGCUUCCAGCCACCCCCUGUCUGCUGCAUUGCCGAAUCAACGCUGGAAUGUUGGCUGUGUGGCUCCGAUCCCCUUCACCUGACCUCCCUGACUGUUUACUGUAUUGCUGCCAAAAGGCCAUACAGGAAUUGUGAUUGAAAUUGAGAAUGUGUCUUUUUGUGUGCAAUAUUUGUUAUGUAUUGUAUUAUAUAUUAGUGUGUGUGUGUGUGUGUGUGUGUGUGUGUGUGUGUGUGUGUGUAAAUCAUAUCUAAGGUGACCAGGGGGGGCAGUUUGGGACAGUUCAGGCUUUUCAACUCACAACCCAGUGCAUUUUGGGACAUUGUACCUGUCUCAGAUACCAUUCUUUCCUUUAAGAGAAGCUGGACUGCGCUUACCCGAAUGCACUCGGUUGAGUUGAAAAGCCUGAACUGUCCCAAACUUUCCCACUGAACACAGAGCCAUAUGGUCACCUUACUCGUAUCUCAUUGUAAUUGUCAAAUAAUAUGGAUAAACCAUUAAAGUGACGUGUGAGGUACAUCUUCAUACCCGAUUUCAAUCUGUUAUGGUUUACUUAUGUACCAUAUGUGAUCUUAAAUAUUAAAAUCGAUUUUUUUCAUCACGCCCCCCCAUAUAUUAAAUUAACCUGACAUUUUAAGUAUUCUGCUGCAGUUUUAAAAUAGAAUUUCAUAUGUUUUCCUUUUUUUUUCUUUUUUUUUUUUUUUUUUUUUAAAGCAUUUUUUUUUGUAAUUUUUUUUUUAAUAUGCAUUCUAUGUCACUCAGGGAAAGCAGUGGGUAGAAUGGGAGUCUAGUUCAUAGUCAGAGAGAAGCAUUGGACUGUGGGGAUACCUAUGUGUCUUGUCUCUGUGUAGUUGGCUCCAGCUCCACUACUGAAGUAGUAAGUGCUCCAUCUAUAGGGUGCAAUGUGACUUGAUUGACGCAAACCCCAGGACACACUUGUACAGUUAGACCCUGUAAUGAGUUGUAUUGACACCAAACCUAAAUCUCAUUGAGCAUAUCUGGGAUGUUUUCAAAAGAAGGGUAAACUGAAGAUCACCCAUGAUGGCAAGUUACUGUAUGUGCCGUGCAGAAACUAUGCACUCAUGAUAUGAUAGUAUGCCGUAGUGUCAGACAGCAGCUACUCUAAAUUAAGCAUAUACUGUCUCAUACCAUACCAAAGAUCACAAUGAGGCAGUACAGCAUGUUGCUUGAGUAGAGAAAACGAUUAAGAAUAAUACACCCUGAUCACCCAUUAUUAGUUCCCAGAACCAUAUAUAUAUAUAUAUAU
Molecule: messenger RNA, 4678 nt
Organism: Polyodon spathula (Mississippi paddlefish)
Lineage: Eukaryota; Metazoa; Chordata; Actinopteri; Acipenseriformes; Polyodontidae
Product: AP-4 complex subunit epsilon-1-like
Exons: 21
Coding region: 102-3548 (1148 amino acids)
Biological process (GO): intracellular protein transport; receptor-mediated endocytosis
Cellular component (GO): membrane coat; AP-4 adaptor complex
Molecular function (GO): cargo adaptor activity
Source: RefSeq, a predicted model, not a curated record